Molecule: messenger RNA, 1002 nt
Organism: Prunus avium (sweet cherry)
Lineage: Eukaryota; Viridiplantae; Streptophyta; Magnoliopsida; Rosales; Rosaceae
Gene: IAA33
Product: indole-3-acetic acid inducible 33
Biological process (GO): regulation of DNA-templated transcription
Cellular component (GO): nucleus
Source: RefSeq, a predicted model, not a curated record
UCUCUCUUCUCCCCUAACUCUUCUAUUUAUAGCAACACCCCACACUCCAAGUUCUACACCAUCCUCUUUUCAAAACCCACCAAACACCAAGCCCCUUCUCAUCAGUUUCCUCAAUGAAUUCCUUUCUCUCCCUAACAAAAUAAAUCCCACCAAAAAGACCAAACCUUUUCACUUCCAAAGCUCUCUCUCUCUCUCUCUCUCUCUCUCUCUCAAGUAUCAAAGUAUAUUAGAGACACAAAACAUAAAAUCAUUAAAGUGUGAAGAGAUCGACUAAAACCAUGAAUGCUUUUGAACCGCAGAGACAAGACUCCCUGAAAAGGAGGUGGCAGGAGGAGAGGAGGCAGCAACUUGGUGGUGGUGGUGGUGCAAUUACUCCAUCUUCUUCUCAGUUGAUCAGAAACCCUAACGGUGCUAGUCUCCACAACUUCCCGGGACUUCUUGAUGAUGAUCUCGUUUCCACGAUGGUCCCUCCGGUCACCGUCGUUCUUGAAGGCCGUUCUAUCUGCCAGCGUAUUAGUCUCCAGAAGCAUGCAAGUUACCAAAGUCUUGCCAUGGCCCUACGCCAAAUGUUCGUGGAUGGUAGCGAUGUGGGGGCUGUUAAUGACAAGGACCUUGAUCUUUCAAAUGCUGUUCCUGGUCAUGUGAUUGCUUAUGAAGACAUGGAAAAUGAUCUUCUUCUUGCCGGUGACCUUAAUUGGAAGGAUUUUGUGCGCGUUGCCAAGAGAAUUCGGAUACUACCAGCCAAGGGAAAUUCAAGGAGAGGGAGAAGGGGUGCAUAGCUAGCGUAUGCUGGAAUUUGGCAUUUUGCAGACGGUGUUGGCAAGAAAGUCAAGGAAGUUAUAUAUACAAGUCAUAAACGAGAAACUUGUGUCUCAUGGAAACAUGGAUUUUAAUGUCAUAUAUAGCUAGCUACUUCUUGGAAUCAUAUGUAUUUUUCCCAAUGAAAUGUAAAGCAGGCUCACUUAUUUCCUUAUAAUUUUAUGAAUAAAAAACCUUUUUCUC